UAGUCGCCUGUCUUGGCUGGAUAACUCUGGACUUGGGUUCUCCUUGGAUUAUCCCACCAUCAGUUUACAUGCUGUCUCCAGGGACCUAAAUGCCUACCCGUGGGAACAUUUGUAUGUCAUGGUGAAUGCUAAAUUUGAAGAAGAAGAUGCAAAAGAAGCACCCAUGGCUGAAGGGGAGGAGGAGGAAGACAGUGACGAUGAUAUUGAACCAAUUGCAGAAUUCAGAUUUGUACCUAGUGACAAAUCAGCCUUGGAAGCCAUGUUUUCAGCGAUGUGUGAGUGCCAAGCUCUGCACCCAGAUCCAGAAGAUGAAGAUUCAGACAAUGAUUACGAAGGGGAAGAGUAUGAUGUUGAGGCACAUGAACUAGGACAAGGUGACAUCCCGAGCUUUUACACUUACGAAGAAGGAUUGUCACAUUUAACUGCAGAAGGUCAGGCCACUUUGGAGAGAUUAGAGGGUAUGUUAGCCCAGUCUGUGAGCAGUCAGUACAAUAUGGCUGGAGUGCGAACAGAAGACUCAGUAAGGGAGUUUGAAGAUGGGAUGGAGGUGGACAUAGCACCAGCAGUUGCAGGGCAGUUUGAAGAUGCAGAAGUCGAUCACUGAGGAGGACGUAAGCUGCUAUUCUUCUUGUGGCACUUCCAGAAUAAGCCGUAAAACUGAAGACAUUGCAGUGACUAUCGGGAGUUAACCUUUUAAUGGCCUAAGCUUAGACAUCUAGGUCUAUAAAUGCUUUUAUAGAUGUUUAAAAACAGGGUUUGACGUUUGUGACCACUAUGAGUUUAUUAAAGAAAAAAAAAAACACAAUAAAACCUCUUGCAUCUAACACUUGAAUGGGGCUAAUCACAGCUCGUUUCAAAGAAGCCUUUUUAGGAAUCCUAGGACUUCAGAAAUAAAAUUGAAAGUAGAACAGAAUUCUAGAUUGUCCUAGAAUUUUCCAUAUUUUUGUACCUGUUCAUUGAGUCAAUGGAGCAGAACAGGAAUAGGAAUGUUACAAAGCUUCCUUAAAAGGAAAUAAGGUUGGCCAAGGAUUAAAAGCAAAGCUAAAUUUAAAGCCCCUCAAGUAACUGACUAUCUGUUCAGUGCUAUUCCCUGUCACUUCUUCGGGAACAGAGUUUGGGUGGUAGAGAAGAUGGAAUAAAAUCCGUAAAGUCCUGAAUAUGAGAAUGCUUUGUGUCUUUGUAUUAAAUGUUAACAACACUGUUAAAUAAACUAAGAUUUUUGUAUCUCACAAUCCAA
Messenger RNA from Struthio camelus australis, 1237 nucleotides. Lineage: Eukaryota; Metazoa; Chordata; Aves; Struthioniformes; Struthionidae. The record is from RefSeq and is a predicted model, not a curated record.